This is a messenger RNA of Leptinotarsa decemlineata (Colorado potato beetle), 2300 nucleotides long. RefSeq names its product Misexpression suppressor of ras 6 (gene MESR6). The record is from RefSeq and is a predicted model, not a curated record. NCBI's taxonomy places the organism in Eukaryota, Metazoa, Arthropoda, Insecta, Coleoptera, Chrysomelidae.
UUACACACUUGCUAGUUGAAACGAACCAAAAUAAACGACACAAUAAACUAAAUUCAUGUUAUUGAUUGCGUAAGAACGGCACCUUAUCCAUAUUAAUACUCGUAUCAUCGAACAUAAUCCAACCUGCCAUAAAUUAUUAAUCUUGAUUCGCCCUGACCGAAUGUGAGAGUUACUCUCCGCAAUAAUCAAUCAUCAACAAAUUCUCGACACAUUGGUACGACUCGUUUCGGCUGGAACGGAUGUGCUGUUAGUAAAUUUUUUGUUUUGUUUUAUAUGACUAUUGUGGGAACCGUCUAAAUUCGUGUUAGGUCGCUGGCACGCUAGAGGGAAAAACUCGAAAACCAAAAUGCUGGGUAGGCACCACGCCAGACAUAUCUUGAUUUCGUAUCGCCUGUCUGCGGGUCACGUGACGGUUUUCGGGCCAUAUUACUCGUGAAAAUUUUCGCGACAAGUGACGUUGUUUUGAAUUUGCCGCCCGGUUCGUUUUAGAUUUUUUUUGGCGGCGAUGGAUCGUUCUAUGUACGGGAAAUACGUGCCUGGUACUUUGAAUCCCUACCAGUGCUCCAAGAGAAAUGGCACCUCACCUGGAUGUGGAAGGGGCUCGACUAUAAAAGCUCACAAGAAAAUUCCAGUAUACGUCGUAGAAUAUCAUCAAGAAGUCCUUCCGUUCGUUUACAAAAAUAUUGGAUCAAAAUAUCUUCCUCUUGAAGGUUCCACCAUCAUCCAUUUUGAUUCUCACCCAGAUAUGCUCAUACCGAAAGACAUGCCUGCUGAGACUGUGUUUGACAAACAUGCCCUCUUUGAAUGUCUAAGCAUUGAGAAUUGGAUACUGCCAGCGGUUUACGCUGGUCAUUUCAAGAAUUUAUUAUGGAUCAAACCACCAUGGGCCCAGCAAAUGUUAGACUCUAGCCAAACUUUCAAUAUAGGAAAAGAAAUCAAUAGUGGUACUAUACGUGUUGAUUGUAAAGAAAAUUACUUUAUUUCUGAGUGUUUAUACACCCGUACUCAAUGUUUAGAAAGUACGAGAGCUGUUGAUCUGCACGUAGCUACAUUAGGUAACGAGAUUAACGGAAUCGGAGACGAUAUGAGUAUAAUACAUAAAGUUAUUACCAAGUACGAUGCUCCCAUAGUUUUAGAUAUUGAUCUAGACUUUUUCAGCACUAGUAACCCGUUCAAGAAGACUUACGAAAAAGCGUGUCUCUACGAAAGGUUGAAGACCAUAUACGCGUUUGAACUACCUAGUUCUAAGGACGAUGGGACAAUAUCUGAAGUGGUGGAGAGCCGCAAAAAACAACUAGACGAGUUGGAGGGUAUUUUCAAGCAUCUCGAAUCUACCAGAAAAAUGCCAGAUAUCGAGGAGCAAUCAGAGCUUUAUAAAAUGGUUGACGAUUUGAGGAAGGUAAUGUUGGAUAACUACGAAGAUAAGGAUGUUGACUGGCUACUAGUCCACGACGCUGGAUGUACCUGCGACGACUCUGAGUUACCUCAUCACGUGUCUACUGGUGAAGAAUUAAAUAUUAUGUUCAAAAGUUUCAAAUCAUUCUUGGAAAUGAUGCCAAAGUGUCCAGUGAUUGUCACAAUCUCCAGGUCAACUGACGAUGACUAUACACCAUUCGAAAAUGUCGAGUUAAUACAAGAAACAGUUGUGAAACUUUUGAAGGAAACUUUCAAUUGUGACGAACCACUUUUGGAUUAUUUGAAUAAGCCUGAUUCUGAGGAAGAAAAGUGAAAAGUUUUAUGAUAUUCUUGUAUCAUCUAUGCCAGCUAAUUAAUAAUCGGUGUAUCCUCCCCUUUAUGUAGUAAGGUGUUAACACGCCUGGGCAUGAAAACAAUAACGGCGUUAAUGAUAUCAUUUGGAUGUUGCUCCAGUCUUCUUGGGCCGCGAGUGUGAGUUUCUGAAUAGUGAUAGGAGGAUUAAUUCUGUUUGAGAUUGCUCGUUUAACGAAAUCCCACGUGUGCUCAAUGGGAUUCAUGUUUGGUGAAACGAAAUUGGCUCCAAUUUCGUCUCCAGUCGACGUUGUUAGUUCCCUGAUACAAAUGCACUAUUCGUAUAACUGAAGCGCAGGAAAGCCUCAGGCUAUCCGCGAUUUGAUAAUCCCUAUCAUGCAAAACCACUAUUCUGCUCCAUGGAACUCUGAAGUUAUAUUGCCAGGCGUAAUUGCAAAGAAGAACUGAACAAUUACCUAAACACGCUAAAUUGAUUGUUUGAACAUUUGUAUCUAAAAUUAAAAUAAAUUGCUUUUGUAAAUAUUGUUGGAUACCUGGCUUCAGAAAAAAAAACAUAAAAGUUUCGUUACCUC